GCAGAGCUGCCGGGCCGCCAGCGGUGUCGUACCAGCACAUUGAUUGUCUUGAAAUAUAAUCCCAGCGGCAGCUCCUGUGAGUUUUGUGAUCAAGAUGGGGGACUCCAACAUGGACGCCAGCGCGCCCACGUCUGAGACAGUGGCUGAAGAAGUCUCUCUUUUCAGCAUGAUGGACAUGUUUCUGUUCUCACUCACUGUGGGCCUCCUGACCUACUGGUUCCUCUUCAGAAAGAAAAAAGACGAAAUCCCCGAGUUCACCAAAAUUCAAACAACGACAACCUCUGUGAAAGACAGCAGCUUCGUGGAAAAGAUGAAGAAGACGGGCAGGAACAUCAUCGUGUUCUAUGGCUCCCAGACGGGGACCGCCGAGGAGUUUGCCAACCGCCUGUCCAAGGACGCCCACCGCUAUGGAAUGCGGGGCAUGGCAGCAGACCCUGAAGAGUAUGACUUGGCCGACCUGGGCAGCCUUUCAGAGAUAGAGAACUCCCUGGCAGUGUUCUGCAUGGCCACCUACGGCGAGGGGGACCCCACUGACAAUGCCCAGGACUUCUAUGACUGGCUCCAGGAGGCGGACGUGGACCUCUCUGGAGUCAAGUAUGCGGUGUUCGGCCUUGGGAACAAGACCUACGAGCACUUCAAUGCCAUGGGCAAGUAUGUGGACAAGCGGCUGGAGCAGCUCGGUGCCCAGAGGAUCUUUGAGCUGGGGUUGGGCGACGAUGACGGAAACCUGGAGGAGGAUUUCAUCACGUGGCGAGAGCAGUUCUGGCCAGCCGUGUGUGAACACUUUGGGGUGGAAGCCACAGGAGAGGAGUCCAGCAUUCGCCAGUAUGAGCUGCUGGUGCACACAGACAUAGACGCAGCCAAGGUGUACGUGGGUGAGAUGGGCCGCCUGAAGAGCUAUGAGACCCAGAAACCCCCCUUUGAUGCCAAGAAUCCAUUCUUGGCCGUAGUCACCACCAACCGGAAGCUGAACCAGGGAACUGAGCGCCACCUCAUGCACCUGGAAUUAGACAUCUCAGAUUCCAAAAUCAGGUAUGAAUCCGGGGACCAUGUGGCCGUUUACCCGGCCAAUGACUCUGCCCUGGUCAACCAGCUUGGCGAGAUCCUGGGUGCCGACCUGGACGUCAUCAUGUCCCUAAACAAUCUCGAUGAGGAGUCCAACAAGAAACACCCGUUCCCCUGCCCCACCUCCUACCGGACGGCCCUCACCUACUAUCUGGAUAUCACCAACCCGCCGCGCACCAACGUGCUCUACGAGCUGGCCCAGUAUGCCUCGGAGCCCUUCGAGCAGGAGCAGUUGCGCAAAAUGGCCUCCUCCUCAGGCGAGGGCAAGGAGUUGUACUUGACCUGGGUCGUGGAGGCCCGGAGGCACAUCCUGGCCAUCCUGCAGGACUACCCAUCCCUGCGGCCCCCCAUCGACCACCUGUGUGAGCUGCUGCCUCGGCUCCAGGCCCGCUACUACUCCAUCGCCUCGUCCUCCAAGGUCCACCCCAACUCCGUGCACAUUUGUGCCGUGGCUGUGGAAUAUGAAACCAAGACUGGCCGCAUCAACAAAGGUGUGGCCACCACCUGGCUGCGGGCCAAGGAGCCCGCCAAGGAGAAUGGCCGCCGGGCCCUGGUGCCCAUGUUUGUGCGCAAGUCCCAGUUCCGCCUGCCAUUCAAGGCCACCACGCCCGUCAUCAUGGUGGGCCCUGGCACUGGGAUUGCCCCCUUCAUAGGCUUCAUCCAGGAGCGGGCCUGGCUGCAGCAGCAGGGCAAGGAGGUGGGGGAGACGCUGCUCUACUACGGCUGCCGCCGGUCGGAUGAGGACUACCUGUACCGCGACGAGCUGGCCCAGUUCCACAGGGACGGCUCCCUCACCCAGCUCAACGUGGCCUUCUCCCGGGAGCAGGCCCACAAGGUCUAUGUGCAGCACUUACUGAAAAGGGACAAGGAGCACCUGUGGAAGCUGAUCCAUGAGGGAGGUGCCCACAUCUACGUCUGCGGGGAUGCUCGGAACAUGGCGAGGGAUGUGCAGAACACGUUCUACGACAUCGUGGCCGAGCUGGGGACCAUGGAGCAUGCCCAGGCCGUGGACUACAUCAAGAAGCUGAUGACCAAGGGCCGCUACUCGCUGGACGUGUGGAGCUAGGAGUGACCCAGCACAGUCUUGCUCUACCCUCUCGCUCUAUAGACUCGCCUGCCCAUGUAAUCACUUUCCUUACUCCCUUCUGCUGGUCUCCCAGGCAGUUCCUGCUGGGCCUUGCCACCAGAGGCAGGCCCAGUGACAGACUGUUCUGGGCCCACGAUGUGCCCUCCAGAGCCCCCCAGCCCCAGGGCCCGUGGCCAAGGGUGACCGGGCCCGCACUUUGUGAACACCUCAGGCCCAGUGGCUAUACAAAAGGGGCUCCUCUCUCAGCUGAGCUGGGGCCUGCCCCUUCCACGUGAUUUUCAAUGAGUGUAAAUAAUUUUAAAUAACUUCUGGCCCUUAGAAUAAAGUUCUGUUUUCUGUA
Equus quagga is the source of this 2492-nucleotide messenger RNA. Its product is annotated as NADPH--cytochrome P450 reductase. The transcript is spliced from 17 exons. The record is from RefSeq and is a predicted model, not a curated record. Lineage: Eukaryota; Metazoa; Chordata; Mammalia; Perissodactyla; Equidae. Gene Ontology annotation, cellular component: cytosol. Bases 95 to 2131 code for a protein of 678 amino acids. Gene Ontology annotation, molecular function: NADPH-hemoprotein reductase activity; flavin adenine dinucleotide binding; FMN binding. Gene Ontology annotation, biological process: response to hormone.